AUGACUGCUUUACAGAACAAGUACUCUGGCUCUUCAGUGCUGGACAUUGAAAAGAACCAAAUUGUCACUUCGGAACAUUCGGUUCCAGAAAAGAAAAAAUUCAGAUGGAGAAUUGAAGACACUGACUCUCCUAAGGAGAUCUACAACUGGACCCUCUACCUUUCAGUGUUUGUGUUUGGUGUAUUGGGUGCUGCUCGUGGUCUUGAUGAAGGUUCCAUUUCUGGUAGUGUUGCUCAGCCAUCUUUCAAGAAACAGUUUGGUUUGGCUGAUGAGACGAAAUCUGCGAACGAGUUGGCUGACUUGAAGUCCAACAUCACCUCGAUGGUCCAGCUUGGUUCUGUCGCUGGUGCCAUGAUCGCCAUGUACACUGUCGACAAAUUGGGCCGUGUGAAUGCCUUAAGAGAGGUUUGUGUUAUUUGGAUUGUUGGUGUUAUUAUUCAGAUUACUUCUUAUGACGUUGGUCAGCUUUACGCUGGUAGAUUUAUUGAAGGUUUGGCUAUUGGUCAGACUACGACGAUUGGCCCAACCUACUUGGCUGAAGUUGCUCCAAAGCAGAUUAGAGGUCUUUGUGGUUGUAUUUUCGCUGGUGCCGUGUACUUGGGUAUUAUGUUGGCUUACUUUACCCAUUACGGUACUGCUUUGCACAUGGACGAGACCAUGAGAAUGCAAUGGGUUGUUCCAACCAGUUUGAAGAUUGUCUUUGCUGGUUUGAUUAUGAUCAUGUCUUUCACUUUUACCUGGGAAUCCCCAAGAUGGUUAUUGAAGGUUGGUAAGCCUGAGAAAGCUAUCAAAUCUUUGUCGAAGUUGAGACGUCUUCCUCCUGACCACCCAUACAUUGUUGGUGAAAUCAGUGACAUUAACGAACAAAUUGCUGUUGAAAAGGCUGCCGUUGCUGAAAACUCUUUCUUCAGUGUCGUCAAGGAAUUUGUUACCAAGAAGUCUAACAGAUACAGAUUUUUCCUUGUUGUGGCUGCUGCCCAGUUGUUGGGUCAAUGGUCUGGUGCUAACGCUGUUACUAUCUAUGCUCCUGAAUUGUUUGCUGUUAUUGGUGUUACCGGUGUUGAAAAGAUGAAGAUGACUGCCAUUUUGGGUUUGGUCAAGUUCUGCUCUGCCUACUUGUGUGCUUUCUUUAUUAUCGAUUUCUUGGGCAGAAAGACCGCCUUGUACAUGGGUAUCACUCUUCAAAUGAUUUGUUUGCUUUACUUUGCCAUUUUCCUUACUGUCGUUCCUGAGGCUGCUGACGAGGACUACCUCAUGACUGGUUCUCAAGCUAGAGCUUCCAAGGGUGCUUUGUCUGCGCUUUUCCUUUCCGGAUGUGGUUGGACUAUGGGUUUCAACUCCAUUCAAUACCUUUUGGGUUCUGAGAUUUUCCCAUUGAACAUUCGUUCCUUCGCUCAGUCUACUGUCAUGGUUUUGCAUUUCGCUAACCAGUACGGUAACUCUAAGGCCUUGCCAAAGAUGAUGAUUUCCAUGCAGCCAUACGGAGCCUUCUACUUCUUCGUUGGUGUUUUGGUGAUUUCUCUCUUCUGGGCCUGGUUCUUUGUUCCAGAGGUUGCUGGUCGUUCUUUGGAGAGUAUGGAGGAGAUUUUCAACUUGCCAUGGUACUUGGUGGGCAGAAAGGGUCCAGAGUUGUGUCCAGACCACUCUGAGCUUAACAGAAUUCACUAUGACCACGGUGUUAUGUCUUACGAAGAAAAGAACUCUUCUCAAGAGUUUGUUGAGGAUGUUGCCAAGGACGGCAAGGAUUCUCAGAUGCUUAAGAAGGUUGACAAUUAA
Candidozyma haemuli is the source of this 1776-nucleotide messenger RNA. RefSeq lists its product as uncharacterized. Gene Ontology annotation, biological process: carbohydrate transport; transmembrane transport. The coding region runs from base 1 to 1776 and encodes 591 amino acids. The transcript has a single exon. Gene Ontology annotation, cellular component: membrane. The record is from RefSeq and is a predicted model, not a curated record. Lineage: Eukaryota; Fungi; Ascomycota; Pichiomycetes; Serinales; Metschnikowiaceae. Gene Ontology annotation, molecular function: carbohydrate:proton symporter activity.